Messenger RNA from Puccinia triticina, 843 nucleotides. RefSeq lists its product as uncharacterized. Bases 1 to 843 code for a protein of 280 amino acids. The record is from RefSeq and is a predicted model, not a curated record. Lineage: Eukaryota; Fungi; Basidiomycota; Pucciniomycetes; Pucciniales; Pucciniaceae. The transcript has 5 exons.
AUGCAGCCAGAAUCAACAGAUCGCCCACCAACCGGUAAUCGAGCAAGGCGUGCACACUUGGAAAGUUUGCUCACCGCGGAAGAACGAGCCCUUGAUGAUCACUCCGACUCUGAGGAUACCAAUGCACAGUCCAGUGCUGCUCGGAACAUGGCAUCAAUUUCGGAGACUCCUCAUCUGAGGAGCACCGUCUCUUUCAAGCAGGAUUCCAAUGAGGUGCAGGACCACAUGGAUGAAUGGCUCAAGCUAGCUACCCGCAUUGCUGCAAGACACAGCGCUGAAUUCAUCAUCUUCGGGGUCUCCAAUCACCUUGGUCCGCAUGCCUUCCAAUUCAUGCAAAGUACACCAGGAGCCACCCCUUUCCUUCAAUUCAGUCUUGACUCCGAUCAAAAGAAGCAUUACCCCGCCCGGUUCCAGUCCUACAUCACUGGGCACACUGAAAAUGAGUUAGCGGCACUGGCAAGACCAAAGAAAAAACGACGUGUCAGAAAUGGAAUGUCGGUGACUGAUCGCAUGCACCAGUUGAUCAGCAUUCGUGAGACAUGGCCCUGGACCAAUACUGAAGCGUGCCUUGCCGAUAUAGGUUACAAGCUUGUUAUUGCGCCCAAUGCAAGGAUUGACCCUAGUUGGAUAAUGCAGCCGAGUCGAUUCCUUACUGGACCGCAAGUGCAGAUGCUGCAUUUAGAUCUGGACAACCAGCUCAUUGACCUUGUGCGAAUUCCCAGGGUCCCCCUUCCUAAGCGCUCGCGGGUCAAUCACAGCAGCUCUUGCACAUCAAAUUCUCUUCAGGAGCAAUCGAACACAGGCGGCCGGGUCAACAACAGUUUGGAAACUGGUGAAACAUAG